Messenger RNA from Racocetra persica, 402 nucleotides. The record is from the annotation of a GenBank genome assembly. NCBI's taxonomy places the organism in Eukaryota, Fungi, Glomeromycota, Glomeromycetes, Diversisporales, Gigasporaceae.
UAUUUACAAAAUGCACCAAAGUACAAACAGAAGCACCUAAAAAUAUGAAAGAUUCUUUUGCGGAUUUUAUUAAUGAAUAUAUUGUAAAGGUUAACCAUCGAUGGGUUGUUGCACCAGACCCUGAUAUUUAUGAUGAAUAUAAUAAUAUAGUUCGGGGAAAAGCACGUUGGGAAAUAUUUUGGGGAAUAUUCUGGAUAAAGAUUCUUGCAAGUUUAAAGCAGAAUAUAGCAAUGAUCCUGUCACCAAAAAUUGUGAAAAAUGCUCGAUUAUUUUCAAAAAACAAUACUUACAAUAUUAUUGAUACACCUGGUUUAAACCAACCUACCUCAGUUAAAUUAAUUAGACAAUCGAUCUACAAUAACUUUAAAAUAAAAGAAAUCAGAACGAUUAUUUUUGUUAUUG